Messenger RNA from Pangasianodon hypophthalmus (striped catfish), 2301 nucleotides. RefSeq names its product olfactomedin-4. NCBI's taxonomy places the organism in Eukaryota, Metazoa, Chordata, Actinopteri, Siluriformes, Pangasiidae. The record is from RefSeq and is a predicted model, not a curated record. Gene Ontology annotation, biological process: signal transduction. Bases 99 to 1439 code for a protein of 446 amino acids. The transcript is spliced from 5 exons.
UGAUGCUGUUCUUUGCGACAUUUCUGUGUAUGCGUGUGUGUGUUUGAUCAUACUUAUAAAGGCUCAGGGAGAAGCUCAGACACACUCAGUGUUUGAUCAUGAUCCUGCUCGUGCUGCUUCUCGCCGCCGCUGGGAGUGGCCAUGCUCACAGCGUUCGGGGCCAGGAGAGAAACGGUGCAUGUGUGUGUGAGGUCAACAGCUCGGUCUGGGCUUUUCCUGUUACCAAGUAUGACACCGUGACAAAACUGCUACAAAACUGCGAAGAAUCACUGCAACUACUCCAAAAACAGACAGUGACGAGCGCUAAGACGGUGCUUGCGAUGGAGGCCACACUGAAUAAUGUGAAGCAGCGGCUGGAGAAGUUCCAGUACCUGAACAAUCAGGGCCUGUACAAUGCACUACACCUGAAGCAGCUUGGCCAAGAGAUCCAGCAGCUAUAUGACACCGUGAAUACUUUACACACUGAAAAGGAGGCAUGGCGGAUACGCACAGAGUUGCGGAAGUUUAAGAAGGAUGUGGAUAAGAUGUAUAAGGACAAGAUUUUCAACCUAGAAACAGUGAGGGAGAAGCUGCGCUCCCUCAAUAACCGUGUCCAGACCUGCAGGACCAUCCCACAAGACUUCAGGAGCUCUUGUUCUCAGCGCACGAUGAAAAAUAUCAGUGCGCCAGUGGUCACUAAGCUGAACCCGUUCAGUUCGUCCUAUAUCGCUGGAGCGUGGGGUCAUGACCCUGGCCUCAAUGGUGAAGAAACGUACUGGAUCCAGCCUCUAGCUAACAGCCACAUGUUGGGCAUCACUGUGCGCUUCUACAAGACUUAUGAGGACUUCCUGGCUGCAAAGAACUACAAAGAUGAAGUAGUGGCUAACUCAUACACUCACUCUAAUGCAAUUCAGGGUCCAGGGACCAUCGUUUACAAGGGCGUUGUGUAUUAUCAGUGCUAUUACAAGCCUGAUAUCUGUGCCUUUGAUUUGAAAACCAAGCAAGUCCGACGUCUCACACUUCCUGAUGCUGGAUUCAACAACAAAUUCCCCUACUGCUACUACAGCUGCUUCGAUUGGACGGACAUCAACCUCUCAGCUGAUGACAAGGGUUUGUGGGUAAUGUACGCCACGGAAGCUAACCACGGGAACGUGGUCGUGAGUCGAGUGAACACUGAAGGCUUCAACAUAACGCACACGUGGAAGACACGCCUGUUCAAGCGUUCAGCGACCAACGCCUUCAUGGUGUGUGGGGUGCUUUACGCAACUCGCUACAUAAACACUUAUAAAGAGGAAGUGUUCUACGCCUUCGACACGACCACAGGGAUGGAGGACAACACACUCUCGCUCCCUAUGGAGAAGGUGGCAGCGGGCGUCGCCAACCUUCACUACAACCCCACAGACAUGAGGCUCUACAUGUACAAUGGUGGCUACAUGCUCGCCUACCAAGCUUACUUCUGAAAGGCUAGAUUAAAAUAUGCAAUACAUGCACUGUAUAAAAACAAUAUGUUUAAAUUUCAGUUGUUAACAGGACCACUCUCUGAUUACUUAGUUGAUCAAGUCUCUUUCAUUGUAGAAAAGCCAUAUUUCUCAUUUGCACCUCUCAAAAUCAAGUGAAAAAUCUAGCCUAUUGCAAAUCAUGCCAGAUUUUCGGUCUUACCAUAGUGCACCAAAAUUUAAAUCUCACCCAAUUUUUUUUUUUUCACAAGUCGAUGGGAAAUGUAAUCUAUAUACACUGUUACAGUAUAAUACCAUUUGUAUAGCAUAGCUAGUAUGCUUUGAAAGUAAUGCUUCAUUAAAGAGAAAUAAAUCUUUUAUGCUGCCUGAUGACUGGAUAUAGAGAAUGCUGCAAAAUAAAUAAUACAAUAGCUGAAAAUGUCUAAAAGUGAGUUUUGGUUUUAAUGCUGUUGGCUUUUAAUGUUAACAGCACACAGAAGAUUUUGUGAUUUUGUGGUUGUAUUUUGUGAUCACCCUUGGCUGGUCACAACGUACAACAGGCUGAACAAUCAAAAACUGCUCAGGACAUUCAUAAUGUCCUUUUUCAUACACUGUGUUUUAUGAAUGUUUAGUCCCUCUGCUUUUUUCAAAAGCACAUAUAACUCAACAACAGGGCCAUGUUUGGUGUCAAAUGCAUUGGAAAAUCAUGCUUGACACUUUGGAGUAAGUUCUGUAGAUGCACAACACUCAACUUUCAUGAUCUUGGCAUUUUAUGAAUGUUAAAAAAGUUGCUGUUUUGGAAUUGUGUAAUUAUCCAAGUGUUUUUGGUAAUAACCUGGACAGUCUUGACCUUGAUUUGCCUGUUAAUAAACUUUUUGCAUAUGGA